AUGCGUUCCUUCUCUCUUACCGCUAGUCUCGCCGCGCUCUGCAGCGCAGCACCAUACGGACAGCAGACGCCACUGAAGAACAUUCUUGAAAACACCGACAAGAGUGAAAAAUACACAUAUCCAACCGAUUUUACCAGGGAGAUAAUCCCGAAGCCGUUUCAUAGCCACAACGACUACUGGCGUGAUGUUCCCUUCUACUCAGGAUUAAGUCAAGGUGCCAUAUCAACAGAAGCCGAUGUGUGGCUACUAAACGGCACACUAUAUGUCGGUCAUGAACCCGCUGCCUUGACCGACAAGCGCACUCUCCAGUCUCUAUAUCUGGAGCCCAUCCUUGACACUCUGCAUCGCCAAAACCCAAGCACUCGAUUUGUGCAGCCUGGCGAGCAGAAUGGCGUAUUCGACACCUCCAGCGGACAGACUCUUUACUUCUUUAUUGACCUGAAGACUGCUGCUGACGAGACCUGGCCUGCUGUUCUCGAAGCCUUGGAACCUCUGCGAAGCGGCGACUGGCUGACUACCUACGAUGGCACGACUCUGCGCAAGAACCCCGUCACCGUCAUUGGAACUGGAAACACCCAACUUUCUGACGUCCUCGCAUCGUCUCCGCGUGACGUAUUCUUUGAUGCGCCACUUGCGGAGCUCAACGAUUCCAAGUACCAAGAUCUCACAGCCAACGAGUCGCCGAUUGCAUCUACCAAUUUUGCAUCAUCCUUUGGUGAAGUGCGUAAGCGUGAGUUCAACGAUACGCAGCUAGAGACUCUGAGGGGCCAACUUGACAUGGCCCAUGAGAAGGGAAUCAUGGCUAGGUACUGGAAUCAGCCAGACUAUCCUAUUGGCACGAGGAACGCGGUAUGGCGGAUUCUUUGGGACGAGGGUGUCGACCUGUUGAACGUUGAUGAUCUUGCGGGCGCGGCUGCAUUCUGGGAGGGAACUGGUUAG
Alternaria postmessia is the source of this 939-nucleotide messenger RNA. RefSeq lists its product as uncharacterized. The record is from RefSeq and is a predicted model, not a curated record. Bases 1 to 939 code for a protein of 312 amino acids. The transcript is spliced from 2 exons. Lineage: Eukaryota; Fungi; Ascomycota; Dothideomycetes; Pleosporales; Pleosporaceae. Gene Ontology annotation, biological process: lipid metabolic process. Gene Ontology annotation, molecular function: phosphoric diester hydrolase activity.